CUGUAGUGGAGAGCAGCGUGCGAUGCAGACCGUCGCAGUGUCUCCCUGUUAAGCGCUGCUGACAAUGGUCCUGUUACUGGCUUUAGUUGUUAUUCUCUCGGGAGAACCAGCUCUGUGUCUGCAGGAAGAAGGAGCUUUCACUUUGGAUGGAGACAUCCGCCAGUUCGCCGUGACCACCGACACGGUUUACAUCGCCACAGAGGAGACGCUGUACCAGCUGAGCCACAGCCUGACACUGGUCCAGAGUCUGAGCCUGAGGGGGGUUUUAAAGGAGGGGAAAAGCGUGGAGGAAGCGCAGUUUCACCGCGUUUCUGAGACGACGGAGCGGAACGCAACGUUUCAUGUCCACGUAUUGUUGCCAUUUGUUGCGAACAAGUCUCUGGUCAGCUGCGGUGCGACUGGCAAUGGAUGUGGAUAUUGUGAAGUUCUGGACUUAAACAACAUAAAGAGAGUUAUCCAUAGCGAGAGGAUCCAGGUGGGACCAUUGAGGCGAAGCAGCGGGUCCGUCGCAUUUUUGAUGAAUAUAGAGAACGGAGGGACUUACAUUCUGACCGCGUUACGGAAAAACGAAAGACAAUCCAAUAAGUGUAACACCGGCUACAACACUGUAAACAUUUAUGAUACAAGUGAUGACCAACGUGGAGGUAUAUUUUCUGUUGCCGACACCCAAGCCACACCUUUGAUCGACAGUGAUGUGGAGUUCGUGGACGGAUUUCAGAUCAAUUCAACAGUAUAUCUGCUCUCCAACGUACAGUCAGGUCUUAGAAAUAACAAAGUCCGACUCGUUUGGCUGACAACAAAUUCCAGUAAGACUCAUACUCUGAAGUCUCUGCGCGGUGCGACUCUCGUCGUUGCUGAUGGAGCAGAAAGCAGCAGACUUGUGGCCUCCUCUGUGAUCCCGGGUGAACCGCCGGUGCUGUGGAGCGGAGUGUUCAGUGUGGACGGAGGACAAACCAACACGGAGCUGGUGGUGUUCGACAUCAGCCCCGAUCUCACAGGAGCGGUCGAUCCAGAUCCAGAUUUCUGCUAUGGAACCUGUACUGGGUCAAAGCCGACGGAUCCUCAGCCAAAGAGGCUGGAGCCAAAGGCAGUUCUCCUCAGACAGAACUACAUGACCUCUGUGUUGGCGGUGAGGCAGAGGGCCUGGAUGGUUUUCUUCAUGGGGACAUCAGAUGGACAGCUCAUUAAGCUUGUUGUGGACAAGAACUACCACCCUGCAUGUUUCACAGUGCUCUACAAAGCCAACGACAACCACCCAGUGUUUCCCAAAAUCCAUCUGGAUCAAGUGGAUCAUAAACAUGUGUAUGUGGCUUUAAGACAUCAGGUAAAGCGUGUACCUGUAUCAAACUGCAGCACAUUCACAAACCUACAGGAGUGUUUGUCUGCUCAGGAUCCAAACUGUGUGUGGUGUUCGUCUAAACGCAGCUGUGAAUUUGAAGAUGACUGCAAAGACUCAGAAUGGUUGUCUAUUCCUGAAGAUUUCCAUAACGAUCCAGUUUCCUACAAACUUGAAAGGAGCCACGUUGGCCAGCUCAAGCUGAUCGUUCAGACACACCUGACUACGAGCCAAAAGGAUCCGUCUGGCUUUGCCUGUCAGUUUGUGGGAGCAUUUGGAGAGAUGUGUGAUAGGAACAACCCUCCUCCACAGUUCCCACAAUGCACCUGCAUCCUAAAAAGUGGGACACUUCCUGAUGAAGGCCUCAAUCUCACAAUUCGGUUUAGACUUGGAACCGUGAAUUUCACAGAACAACUGAAACUAAACAACUGCUCUAACAUCAGAGGAUCACCAAGUUCUUUCUUGUGUGAGCAUUGUGUGAAGUCUGGAUGUGGUUGGAGUAAAACUGGCUGUUCCUGGGCAAAUCACGGAGAGGGAAACGCCAGUGUUUGCCAAACCAUAAAGUCAAAGAUGAGCUUUUCUCCCCCAGAGAUCUCCUCCAUCUCUCCCAGAGUCGUGUCUUUCUACGGCAGGAACCAUGCAGUGUUGUCAGGUUACAACCUCAGUGAUGUGACAAGAGUGAGGUUUCAGAGAGACACGGCCUGUGCUGCACAAGAGUCUCCCGUCUGGAACAACACUGGUGUGAAUCUGACGUUCCACAUUCCCAGUACAAAUUAUAAAGGUGUGGUCCGAGUGUGUGUCAUUCUACCAGAUGGCAGUUGCCAUGGCAAUGGCACAAUCUCCUACCAGUCAUCACCCACGUGCAUCGGUACUGAACCGAACAGCACCUGGUUCAGUGGAAAGAGAACUAUCACAAUCCAUGGAUCCAACCUGGAAUUUGUGGAAGGGGUCAUUCACAGCCACAACCCACAAGAAGUCACACUACCCAGAAGCAGCAAUUCUGUGAAUUUAACAUAUGAAACACCUGCAGCAAAAAGCACCCAGAAGUCCUUUUUCAGCUCUGUGUCUCUGAAAGUAGCCAAUGAGACCUUGUCUUGUUACACAAACUUCAAACACCACCCAGACCCUGAGUUCAUCACCUUUAAAUCUCUCACAACAGUGGGCUACGUGCUCAUCACCUUAGAGAAAAAGAAGGAUGAGCUGGAGAUGACGACAGCAGAGUUGUCAGUGUGGGGCGUUCACGGUGGAAAACAGCACCCCUGCAUCAUGACUGGCAAAGAAACCAGCAACAAGACAGAGUUUUUCCACUGUCACAUUAAGAACACCCCUAAUGUCAAAUUUCAGCAGUUGAUGAUAAUGUAUGGAGGCAAGAUGAUCACACUUGAUACAACUUCCUCUCCACUGUUCUUUCUAAUGCUGCUGGUAUUUCUUUUGAUACCCUUGAUUAUUGUUGUGGUGGUGAUUGUCUACCGUAGCAAACAAAAGAAGUUCACUGCCAGGAUGAACAAGAUGAUGGAAGACCUCGAGCUUGACAUCCGGAAUGACAUCAGACAGGGUUUUGUGGAUCUGCAGACAGAGAAAGCUGACCUGAUGGAAAAUGUUGGAGCAAUUCCUUUUCUUGACUAUAAGCACUUUGCCUGCAGAAUCUUCUUUCCUGAGAGUGACCUUUUGAUGGCGUCAUGUAUCAAAGACAUGGGUCAGGAUGCAGUGACAGUUCAACUAGAGGCGUGUUGCCAGGACCUGUCCAGGCUGAUCCAGGACCAGCUCUUCCUCACAUCCAUGGUGCAUGCUCUAGAAGAGCAGAAGAGCUUCACUAUCAAAGACAAGUGUGCAUUAGCAUCUCUACUGACUGUAGCACUGCACAGCAACUUGUCAUACCUGACAGAAGUGAUGGAGGUCCUCCUGCAGGAUCUAAUGCAGCAAAACAGCAGCGGCCAGCCAAAACUGCUGCUGCGGCGCACAGAGUCAACGGUGGAGAAGCUGUUGACCAACUGGAUGUCUAUAUGCCUCUAUGGCUUCCUCCGGGAAAGCGUUGGCCAACACCUGUUUCUCAUGGUCAGCGCUCUCACGCAGCAGAUCGCCAAGGGGCCUGUGGACAGUGUGACAGAGAAAGCCCUCUACACGCUCAAUGAGGACUGGCUGCUGUGGCAAGCUCCGAAUUUCACUUCACUGAAGCUGAAGGUGCUGUUUGCAGUGGGCAGUGAUGGAGAGGUCAGCGAGCCUCUGGAGGUCCAAAGCCUCAGCUGUGACACUGUAGAGCAGGUCAAAGAGAAAGUCCUUUCCACCUUCAGAGCCAAGUUUGGUUUCCCCUACAACACCGCCCUCAGAGACAUUCGUAUCGAGUACGAGAAGGAUGGAUCUUUUCUUCCUUUAGAGGAAGUGGAUGCGAGCUCUAAGGUUAUCGAAGAGGUGACAAUGCUCAACACCCUCAAGCAUUACAAGGUUCCUGAUGGGGCAACAAUCAAAGUGCUUUCCAAGAGCACUCACCCUCCUCUGAGCCCACAGGGAAGUUUGAAGGAUGAUGAGAACUUCUCUGGAAAAUAUUUCCACUUGAUUGAUCCUGAUGUUGUUGAGGACCAAGGAAAGAACCCAGAGAGGAAGAAGUUGAAACUGAAAGAAGUGCACCUCACCAAGCUGCUCUCCACAAAGGUGGCUGUGCAUUCAUUUGUGGAGAACCUGUUCAAGUCCAUCUGGGGGAUGCAGCUCAACAAAGCCCCGCUCGCUGUCAAAUACUUCUUUGACUUCUUGGACAGUCAGGCAGACAACAUGAAGAUCACUGACUCAGACGUCCUGCACAUCUGGAAGACCAACAGUUUGCCUCUGCGCUUCUGGGUCAACAUCCUGAAAAACCCCCAGUUUGUCUUUGACAUGGAGAAAACCCCGCAUCUGGACGGCUGCCUGUCUGUCAUCGCCCAGGCCUUCAUGGACUCCUUCUCCCUCAGCGAGCUCCAACUUGGGAAGCAUGCGCCCACCAACAAGCUCCUCUAUGCCAAAGACAUCCCCACGUUCAAGCAGGAAGUGAAGGUUUACUACAAACGAAUCAAAGAGCAGUCGCCAGUCACAGACUCUGAGUUCACAUGCUUUCUACAGGAGGAGUCAAAGAAACACGAAAACGAAUUCAACGAGGCCGGCGCCCUCAAAGAGCUCUUCAAGUAUAUUCAGAAAUACUUUAAAGAGAUAAAAGACAAGCUGGAGCAAAAUGGAGCUCCCACUGAGCUCACAGAGCAACUACACCAUGUUAAAAACUUGUUUGAUGGACUGAAGAGCUGCUCCUGGAACUGAGCUGAUUAAAGUCAGCCAUGCUAUGAAUGACCAAACCCAGACUGGAGGUCAAAAUCUACACACAUCAGUAUGAGCAUUAGGCUCGAGAUGCACGUGACACAGAUUCUGUUAAAAGCUCGGGGUUACAGUGGUUUUAGUGGUGUUUAUAGAUGCAGAAGUGGGUGAGUCAUAGAUCAGAGCCCAUCGAUAUCUGCUGGCAGAUCUUGAACCGAUGGAUUUUUAAUGGUGGAAAAAAACAAACCACACCAGUGAUGACACAAUAUCAAAACCAAAAACAGCUUCAACUGUCAUUUAUUGCAAUGGAUUUCAAAUAAAACCUAAUGGACAGCAAUAAUGUUUUUUUAUAAACAGGAUGCCACUUCACUCUGUAGUUUCCAGCAAAAAGUGGUGUAAGGGUCAGAGGUCAGGCUGGGAAACUGUGUCCCUGUCUUUCUGCACCAGAGAUCCCAGUUCCUCCAGCUGCUGUUGCUGGGCGCUUUCCGGAUCCUCCAGCCUCAGACGCAGCAGAGACACCUCCCUCUGAUGCUGCUCCUCCUGCAGCACGAGACAGGAAACAUUAGCCAGCCUUACUGGCACCCUGUGUAUUGAGGCAUCCACACACUCUCACACACAAGCCUUUUUGUGUAAUAUGGUGUUGCUGCAAAAUCAAUAUGCAUUUCACAUACACACCCUUGGGUCAUUUGUUGGUUUUGUUAUAUAGGUGCCACUUUCAAUCAAACUGUGUCAUGUUAUUGUUUCUUGCGCUUUUUGUUUUCAUGUCGUCCUCUGUCUGAUGACUGCUUUUAUUUGAUACAGAUGAGCUGUAACAUUCAGACGUUGGAUUUUGUGUGUUAGACCAAGUGUUGAUUUCAUUUCCGUAAAAUUCAAGUGUUACAUACCACGAUCCACUUCCUGAUUUUUUACACUGGAUCUUUAGCUAUUUUUUCUUAAGCUAUUUUUUAUUAUCUGUUCAUCUGUUUAGAUCAAAUGACCCAGCUGCAUUACAGAAAAUUUAAAACUACAUGGUCUUCACAUAUACUUUGUGGAAUGCUAGAUAAAAACCCCUCAGAUCCAAGCCGCAGGAAGGGGGUUGGUUUGGAGGCUAGGAGGGCGGGACUGACAGUGAAGGUACCAUGGCCACCCAAUGGGAGGCGGCAGAACUCAUUGUGCCGUUGCUGCAGCUCCUGCAGCCGUCUGUUGAGUUGAGCUUGUUAUUCUGAGAAGGAUAAACGUCUAGAGCAGAACAGGUGGAAACGACACUGUCAUUAAACGCCUGGCUUGUCCUGCUGGUACACAAUUUUGUCUGUGUGUAAUAUGUUUUGUCAAAUGUUUUGGUGAGAUUAAAUUAAAUGCCUCUUA
Molecule: messenger RNA, 5956 nt
Organism: Betta splendens (Siamese fighting fish)
Lineage: Eukaryota; Metazoa; Chordata; Actinopteri; Anabantiformes; Osphronemidae
Gene: plxnc1
Product: plexin C1
Exons: 31
Coding region: 65-4618 (1517 amino acids)
Biological process (GO): regulation of GTPase activity; semaphorin-plexin signaling pathway involved in axon guidance; regulation of cell shape
Cellular component (GO): semaphorin receptor complex
Molecular function (GO): protein binding; semaphorin receptor activity
Source: RefSeq, a predicted model, not a curated record